AUGGCGCAAUGGGUGCUGGCGACGGUGCUGGGCGUCGUGUGGGCUAUCAGCUUGCUCUACAGCGAGUGGAUUCAGUUCUGGCUUCGACCGCCCAGCUGCUCCACGUGGCCGGACGAGAGUGUUCAGGUGAGUGUUCAGGUGAAUGUUCUGGUGAAACUUCAGGGUCAGUACAUUCCUCCCAAGGAAUACAAGACAAUUGCGGUCAUCAACAGUCCAAAGCUCCUCCCCAGCACCGCUCUGCACGCGCAGUUCAUCACGGCCCGCCUCCGCAACGACCUCUAUCUGCGCCGGGCCUUCCGUGCCUCCGUGCUCCGGUUCUCCCCGAGCCUCGUUGUCACGCUCGGGGACCUUUUCCAGUCCGGAGCUGACGCCACUUACCCCCUGUUUCGGGCAGAAGCGAGCCGCUACCACCACGUGUUUCAGACACACGACCCGUUUCUCGACCCUCACACCUGGGAGAGGCGGCGGCGGCAGCAGAUGGAGCGAGAGAGAGGGAGGGAGAAGGAGAGGGAGGAUAGGGAGGGGGGGAAGGAAAGGGAGAGGGGGAAGGAAUCAAAGAAUGGCCAAGGAGGGGCAAAUGAGGGGGGCCAACGAGUGGCUGGCUUGGGGAGGAGCGUUUGGGAGUGGCUGCAGGGAGGGCUGUGGUGGGGGAGGUGGCAUUUGGGGGAGGGGGGAGUGAACGUGCACAUGCGGACGGAUCUGGCACAAGUGGCAGGGGAGAGAGACGUGGGAUUCAGCAGCUCACAGAGGAAGCAGCACGAGGUGGGUGUGAGAGGGGGAAGGGGUGGUGGGAGGAAGGGAGUUUUGAGGUAUCUCAAAACACGGAAGAGGAAGGGUCUCCCUCCUCUUCCGCGCCUCCUCUUCCGCGCCUCCUCUUCUUCCCUGUCCCACCUCUGCCUCUUCCCCUGCCUCACCUCCCCUCGUUCCAUCAUGCGCUUUGAACGGUAUGUUGGAGCACUGAACUUUCACGACAAGGUGGGAGUGGUGAGGGUGGUGGGGGUGAACGGGCUGGCAAUGGACGGGCACAGGCAGCGCAACAACAGCACGAAGCAGCUGGAGGAAUUCCUUCAGAGCCUCCCAGAUCAUGGGGCCCACCAACCCCCGCUUCCGCUCAUCCUCUUCUCGCACUUGCCGUUACACUCGCCCACCAACCUCCCCUGUGGAGCCAAUGCACUGGGCCAAACAGUGGACUGGGACAACGAGGGGGAGGUUAGGUAUCAGGACGCCAUAUCCAGGGAAGGGUCAAACCACCUGCUGCAGCUGCUCCGACCAGCUCUGGUGGUGUCAGGGCAUGCAGAGGCCACCUGCUGGCAGCAGCGGCAGGUGGAAGGGACGCCCAGAGGGAACAGCAGCUCUGGUGGCCGUGGCCCGUGGAACGUCAUUGAGCUCUCCCUCCCAACAUUCAACUUCAUCCACAGCACCCACGCCAUCACAGACCCGCCUGCGUUCCUGCUCAUCACCGUUCCCCUCGACCACCACCCCCAUGGAAGCCACCAAGAGCAACCAAACCAGCAUAAAGCGACGCUGGGGGCAGCGUCAGUGCACGUGCAGCUGUGUGUGCUGCCCACCCAGAUUCUCUUUCCCCCCUGGUAUUUCCUGCUCUCUCUCCUCUCCGCCCUAGCCUUCCUCCUGCUGCCCUCACGAGGCGUCUCCUGGGCGUCCCUGGCAGCGCUGGCAGCACGUGUGGCAGCAGCGAGCAAAGAGGCGUGGACGCUCCCCAAGCUGAAGGUGGACGGGGAUUGGGAGGGGGAGCUGGAGCCCAUGUUUGACACGGACGGCAACAUGGUGCUUGUCAGGCGGGCGACUCCGAGACUUCCUGAUACCAUGCCCACUUCAGUCACAUCCGAUAGGAGACCCGGCGGAGCACAGCUAAGGGCGUCCAGGCAACAGGGGUCGCAUGAUUCGUUAAUGGACGCUGGUGGCAGCUCCGGCGUUCCUCGAAUUGGAUCAUUCACAGACGUCUCAAGAGACGGUGCUACAGCAUCUGGAGGUGGUGGUGGUGGUGGUGAAUCAGGAGGCGAUGGGAAGGAAUCAGGAGGCAAUCCCGUGUGCGUUCGCAGCAGGGGCGCACCCGUCCAUCGCCUCCUCACACCACCUCGCACCACCUCGCACCACCUGCUCGACUUCCGCGCCCUCGCUCAGGUGAACAUGGGCGCCUCCAGGUUAGCUCGUGUGGUGCCUCAAGUGGUGGCUCAGGUGGUUCAGGUGACCCAGGUGGUGGUUCAGGUGGCUCAGGUGGACUUCGCAUCCAAUGAGCUGAUGCCACGUGCAGCAGAGUGGGACGCACGGAAGCACUUCCCGGUGGACGUGCUACGCAAGGCAGCAGGGCUGGGUUUCGCUGCGCUCUUCGUGAAGGAAGACGUGGGGGGUUCGGGGUUGGGCCGGGCUGACGGGGCAGUGGUGUUUGAGGCGUUGGCGCAUGCUGACGUCAGCACAACGGCGUAUCUCACAAUCCACAACAUGAAUGCGAGCAUCAUCGACAGGUUCGGAUCGGAGGAGCAGCGGCAAAAAUGGCUACCAGCCCUGGCAACAAUGGACCUCUUCUCCUCGUAUUGCCUCACGGAGCCUGGCAGCGGCAGCGAUGCAGCUGCUCUCAAGACCACGGCGAGGCAGGCCACCGGCUCUACAGAUUACAUUCUGAAUGGAUCCAAGGCGUUCAUCAGUGGAGCAACGGCUGCUGAUGUGUACGUGGUGAUGGCGCGCACAGACGGGGAGGGGCCCAAGGGGAUAUCAUGCUUUCUGGUGGAGAAGGGUAUGCCCGGGUUAUCAUUCGGGCAGCUGGAGAAGAAGCUCGGGUGGAACUCACAACCCACUGCUGCAGUCAUUUUGGAAGACGUGAGAGUGCCGGCAGCAAACCUUAUCGGGGGGAGGGGCAACGGCUUUCGAAUAGCCAUGACUGGGCUGGAUGGGGGGAGGGUGAACAUCGGGGCAUGCAGUGUGGGAGGGGCACAGUUUUGUCUCGAGUAUGCCCAGCAGUAUGCAACGGACAGGAAACAGUUUGGCAAGCGACUCACAGCCUUCCAGAACACGCAGUUCCAACUGGCCGACAUGGCAACAGCAGUGGAGGCAUCGCGCCUCAUGGUUCGCAGCGCUGCCACUGCUGUUGAUGCUAAAGUGCCCUGGGCGACCACAGCUGCCGCCAUGGCUAAGAGGUUUGCAACUGACAACUGUUACCAGGUAGCCAAUCAGGCGUUACAGAUGCUCGGGGGCUAUGGGUUCCUACAAGAUUACCCCGUGGAGCGAUACUUGAGGGAUCUUCGAGUGCACACCAUUCUAGAGGGGACAAACGAGAUCAUGCGCCUCAUCAUAGCACGCCGUCUCUUACAGCCAUGA
This is a messenger RNA of Closterium sp. Naga37s-1, 3333 nucleotides long. The record is from the annotation of a GenBank genome assembly. NCBI's taxonomy places the organism in Eukaryota, Viridiplantae, Streptophyta, Zygnematophyceae, Desmidiales, Closteriaceae.